Molecule: messenger RNA, 1152 nt
Organism: Cadophora gregata
Lineage: Eukaryota; Fungi; Ascomycota; Leotiomycetes; Helotiales; Ploettnerulaceae
Exons: 1
Coding region: 1-1152 (383 amino acids)
Source: RefSeq, a predicted model, not a curated record
AUGAAGGGACCUUGGCAAUUUUGGGGUCCUCGUCAAGAAAUUGUCCCUGUCACGAUCACCUCAAGUGGACAGCUCCAAAAGUCCUUUGAGAAUGAGCGUGGCUUGAUAGACUUCUCAGCGCAGUCUGUCUACUCAAACAUUUCUUUUAACACACGAGGAGAGACGAGCCCUGGUACUCACACACCGGACAUUUUCAGAGACUAUGUUCGCCAUCCAGAGUGUGGCCAGGCUUGGAACUCCCUCCAUUCACGAAAGACUGUUGAAGGCAGAAAGCCCAUGCUUCUGUUCUUCCAUCAUCACUUACACAAUGGCAACCCAGCAGAUCAUUUCUUCUCCUUCUCCAACGAUGUUUCCCGGAAGACGUAUGGCGAAAGCUUGGCAGCAAUCUGCAAUAUUCCUGCUUCAUGGCGUCAGCCAACGGUGGCCGCAACUGAGACCACUUCCGGUGUCACAGUGGAUGGAUUUCCUGUUGCUACAUAUAUUGGUAGUCACACCGAUAAUGUCGACAUAGUGGUCGAUGGCUUCUGGGUAGACCAUCCUGAUCAUGAACUUGAUCUGAAUACAAGCCAGUCGAUUACUUACCGCAGAUUGCCGGAGAAGAUCAAUCACGUUGGAUUAUCUUGUGGGCUGAAGCGUGCGGUUUUCGAUAUGGAGGCUACUACGCCCUUCAAUCUAGCUGCCGCACGUCGUAUCGACCGUUGGACUGAGAUCAACAAAGCCAAUAAGUCGGCUUUUUGGAAGGACUAUCGCUUCGUUCUUGAAAAAGCACCUGUAUCCAAGGUCAUCGUGAAUCAGAUAAGUCAUGGGUUCAAUAUCAUGAUAGCAAGACUGAGUGCUUGUCAUGCGCACCACCCCUUCCUUCGAUGCAAUGGACUUUCAACGUCACAAAGACAAAGCGGGAAAAGGUCCUUCAAAAGCAAGUUGCGAAGGAAGAUCCGGAGCAGGCAUCACUUAACGAGCAAGCUAUCAAGAACCGACCAUCAGCAAUCCAGUGCUUGGUCCAUUUCUCGAGCACCGGCCUCAAUUUCAAGAUCGGUGUCGAUCCAGCCACACUUGUUCGCAGAGCUAGAGCCAGUCUUCUUUCUUCUGCAUCCUAUUCUCGCACUAGCUCACUCGUUGACGGAGGUAUCACAACAAGCUACCGCAUUGUGA